AUGGCGAAGCGUUGCAGCACCAGAGCUGUAAUUCAAAUAUUUCUGACAGGUAUGUGCUUGGCGACAGCAAUCACCGCAUUCACGUUCGCGUUCGUGUUCGAGCAGUUCAUGGACCAGAUGACAGAGAACUAUCGUGGUGACCUCCGCUCUGAGAAUUUGCCUUGUCUUAGAAGCACCUUGGAUUUGUGCCCCAAUGCGAUCACGGACAAAUGCUGGGAUCGCUGCUGCCCUCCUGGCUAUUUCUGCUCGCGUUCGCCCAUCGUCGGGCUGUAUUGCCAGCAUGGCCUCACCUCUUGUGAGGACUUCAAUUGGUGCCGCGACUUUGCAGACAUCCCGCGGACCUGUGCUACCUCGGUCUGCAAAACCAACCAGAUGGUGACACGAGUGACAUCGUGGUCCUACAUCUUAGCUGCCAUUGGCAUCUUCCUAGACCUGGUUGACAUCAUCACCAUCUUUACACUGCCAGAUGCGGUGGUGUUCAAGGCAGCGACCAACGUCUUCUCCAGCCUCGUAAAGUGGUUGGCGUUCGGUCUCGUCGUUGGUGCGGGCACGCAGGGUUUCAUGGCAGAGCUCGAAAUGGGUAGAUGUUUCAACGGCGGUGGCAUGCAGCUGGUGGCAGAUGCUGGGGGCCUCUUUGUCUCCUACGCCAUCGUCCAAGUAGU
Symbiodinium sp. CCMP2456 is the source of this 662-nucleotide messenger RNA. NCBI's taxonomy places the organism in Eukaryota, Dinophyceae, Suessiales, Symbiodiniaceae. The record is from the annotation of a GenBank genome assembly.